Oppiella nova is the source of this 1290-nucleotide messenger RNA. NCBI's taxonomy places the organism in Eukaryota, Metazoa, Arthropoda, Arachnida, Sarcoptiformes, Oppiidae. The record is from the annotation of a GenBank genome assembly.
AUGGUUAUCAUCACUACAAGCGCUCACGAGUCGGACACCGCCGACGAGUACACGGAACUGAUCCGUGAUAUCACCGAAGAGGUGGACCACAGCGACGGUAGCGAGUCGUCAGGCAUGGAGCCCAUCGACAAGCUAUCACUGUUUCGAGAUAUCAAUGCCACGAAUGAGGACGACAUGGACUCCGGGAACAGUUCGCCGGUGACUGCCCUCCAGAAGUACUUCGAGAGCUAUGUGUCGAUCGCCACGAAUGUGCCGUUUCUGGUGGUAUUGGCGUUCAAUGCUGUCUAUGGCCACAAAAUCGGUGAUAACGUGAAGAACUUGACGUCUUUCGUGAUGAUUAUUGUUAUAUUCAUAAUGACGACAAUAUUUGUCAAAAUAAAUACAGAUUUAUAUCAGCAGACAUUCUUCAGUCUAACCAUUGCGUCGAUAGUAUUGUUGUCGACAUCGGCGGGUACUCUGCAGUCGAGUGCGUCGGGCAUCGCAUCCCUGUUCCCAUCGCAGUGUAUGCACGCUAUGGUCAGCGGACAGGCGGUGUCCGGACUGUUCGCCGCUAUGGCGCAGGUGUUGGCACUGAUGGGUCACUGGGAGGUCGUGAACACCGCUUUCUACUACUUCCUGAUGGCGGACAUCACUCUCGUGUUGAGUCUUAUUAUGUAUUUAUACACCAAACAGACCGAUUUCUAUCGACACCACAAACAGCGUGUGAAACAAAGUCGACGCCAAAUGCAAUCAUUUGCGUUGAGUAGUGAACACAACUUUUUGCAAUCCAUUGUAUAUGAGAUUUGGCCGCAUUUGCUGUCAUCUACUCUAGUGUUUUGGGUGACACUCUCUGUGUUCCCCGCCAUCACAGUACUGGUGGCCCCCCAGAGGCCCGACACCUCCUACUGGACGGGCAAAUACUUCAUACCCGUCACGUGUUUUCUGUUAUACAACUUAAGCGAUCUGAUGGGUCGGUUCGCGGGCCGAUUCUGUCCCAUACCGGCCCACAGUAGGCACACCGUACUGGUGGUGGCCAUCGCCCGGGUGGCGCUCAUACCCCUCAUUAUGUUGUGUAACGCCCUCCCGAGAGCCCACUUACCCGUCGUGUUUGCGAGCGAAGUGUAUUACGUGUUGUUUAUAACGCUAUUGGGUUUCAGUAACGGCUUUGUGUUGAUUAAUGUGAUGAUCAACGGGCCGACACUCGUGGGCUACCAGUACCGCGAAAGGGCCGGCUUUUUAUUGGUGUGCUGUUUGGGCGCCGGCCUUACCCUCGGAUCCUUUUCCUCCAAUAUUUUAUUGCGAUUUUUAUAG